Messenger RNA from Coniosporium apollinis CBS 100218, 2487 nucleotides. RefSeq lists its product as uncharacterized. Lineage: Eukaryota; Fungi; Ascomycota; Dothideomycetes. Bases 1 to 2487 code for a protein of 828 amino acids. Gene Ontology annotation, molecular function: FAD binding. The record is from RefSeq and is a predicted model, not a curated record. The transcript is spliced from 5 exons.
AUGACAGUGCCACCUACCAAAUCAGAUCAUUUUCGGGUCAUUAUCGCCGGCGGAGGCAUCGCCGGUCUCACUCUUGCCAAUGCUCUUCAGCACGCGAACAUUGACUACGUGCUGCUUGAAGCAAGGUCCCUCAUCGCUCCCCAAGUGGGCGCAUCUAUCGGGUUGGCGCCGAAUGGUAGCCGGAUCCUAGAUCAACUCGGUUGCUACGACGAUAUACGGGAACUUACAGUACCUGUGAUAUGGGUCGGUGAUCAUUACCAAAAUGGGGACUAUAUCUACCCAAAGUCGAAUGCUAUUCAGCUUAUUGGGAAACGACAUGCUUAUGAGUUCUGCUUCCUCGACAGGCAACUCGUCCUUGAAGUGCUGUACGACCACAUCAUUGACAAGACCAAAGUCUUGCUCAACAAGCGGCUAGCAAGUGUUGACCAUGGCCCCGGAAGCGUCAAAGUGUAUUGUACCGAUGGUACGUGCUACGAAGGUGACAUUAUAGCAGGUGCAGACGGAGUCUACAGUCCAGUGAGACAAGAGAUGUGGCGAGUUGCUGAUAACGAGGAGCCGGGCGCCAUACCUACCGAAGACAAGACGGCGAUGACAACGGAGUAUAAGUGUCUCUUCGGUAUUUCGUCGCCUACUGCUGGUCUUGAAUCUACCAGCCUUGAUGUCACGUACACAAAAGACUUCUCAACGAUGGUGGCUACCUGCAAAGAAGACAGGGUCUACUUUUUCCUCUUCAAGAGGCUGGAAAAAGUCUACGGAGCUGAGGCCAUCCUCAAAUUUACAAGAGAGGAAGCCGAACAGUUUGGCGAACAGUGCAAAGAUGCGAGUAUUAUGCCCGGGGGAAAUGUCAAAUUCGGAGACGUAUGGAACAACAGAGUGAGCUUCACUCUCGUUGCAUUGGAAGAAGCGGAGUACAAACGCUGGACAUGGGGCCGAUUCGUUUGCCUUGGGGAUGGAAUUCACAAAAUGACACCCAAUGCUGCGGCAGGAGGGAAUGCAUCCAUCGAAAGCGCAGCCGCCCUAGCCAACUCGAUAAGGGCUAUGCUGAUUCGAAGCGGGCCACGUCCUUCGUUAGAAGCCGUACAGCAGUGCUUAUCGAUCUACCAGCAAUCCCGCAUCGAGCGAACAUCAGCGAUUAUGAAGGUGUCCAACAAAGUAACACGGAUUCAGGCACUGAAAGGGUGGGAUGAUCGAUUAACCGCCUUUUAUGUUGCUCCUAACGCCGGCGAUUAUUUGGUGGACAUGCAAUCUAAUCUAAUCGUCGGUGCCAUAAUACUGGAAUACCUGCCACCUCCGCCUCGCUCGUUACAGGCAACCUUGCCUUUCAAUCAUGACCAGGGAGUGGGGAGAAGAGAGAGCGUGGUCUUACGAGCGCUGAAGGCGCUUCCGUUUCUCGGACUUUGUGCUUUGGCUUUGACCUGCAUGGACAUUACUGGAGCUGUUCCUGCCGUCGAAAACAUGCUCCGAUCGAGCAGCAUCACUUGGGAUGGCGGAUCAGUCCCUAUCCGCAGCUCAUUCUACUACAUUGGCUGGCUCGACGACCUUUGGCGGCCGUUCACAGCCAUUUUCGCCGCAUGGAACUUAGAGAUUGAUCGAGUUGCAUGGUGGCAGGCACUCACGUUCCUAACCGAUUACGGAUUGCUGUAUUCCAUCUUUCUCAUCGAGUCUGCUCGAAGAGCCAACCUGGUAACACUUGCACAAUUUCCUGUUCUUUCUGGUCUCGCGGCGCAACUCCUCGGCAUCGGCGUCGUAGGCCCCAUCUACUUCUUCGUCCACUACGUCUGCGCCCAGAUCUCAAAUUUCCAGGCUUCCGACAUGCGCUUGACUGAUCUGGCCUACACACGCAGCAUCCUCCCAGUGAUGAUCGCUGGCUACUACAUUCCACACUUCCUGUCUCAUCUCCACCCUUCUCUUGCAGCACGCCACGACUGGACCUGGAUAUGGCAGAUGUUUCCGGUAUGGGUGAUGCUAGGGCAGCGUCUGCUCGCGUACACAGUCCUCCCGAACACUGUCCAGCGGGACCGUAUUCACGACCCUAAGCGCGACGUUCCAGUAAUCCGUCUCACGAUCGGCAGUUGCAUAGCUUUGUCGGCACUUGUGUGGCUUUACACCCUCACCAUGUCGCCAUACACUCCUAUGGCGAUGUUCAUCCCGGAAUCCUCGGUAGCGGAACGUGAGUGGACGGCAAUUGCACGCAACGUCCUGCAGUAUGAUCAGUUAUUCUCCUUUGGCAGCGCUCUGCUUUGGCUUGGAUAUCUCUUCGGCGAUCUCAAGCGUGCGGGCAUGGUGCAGCAGAGUUGGACUAAGAUCGUGAUGGCUGCUGCUGCGACGGUCCUGGUGCUAGGACCUGGAGCUGCAGUGGGUAUAGCUUGGCUGUGGAGGGAAGAGGUUCUGGUCAGUAAGCGGCACAAGAGUGCCGUUGUUGCAGGGCGGGACAACGGCGUGCUGGACGAUGAGAAAAAGGCGAAUGGGACUUUGCAGUCUGACUAA